UUUAUAUCUUCUUCAAAAACUCAAUCCCUCAAAACCCUAAACCUACCUCUUUCCGCCGCAGCAGAGUCACCGAUUCCGAUCUGCAACCAUGGGACGAGUCCGAACCAAAACCGUGAAGAAAUCCUCUCGUCAAGUCAUCGAGCGUAACUAUCCUAGAAUGACACUGGAUUUCCACACCAACAAGAAGAUCCUUGAAGAAGUUGCUUUGAUUCCAUCAAAGCGUCUUCGUAACAAGAUCGCUGGAUUCUCCACGCAUCUUAUGAAGCGUAUUCAAAAGGGACCUGUUCGCGGAAUUUCAUUGAAGCUGCAAGAGGAGGAGCGUGAACGUCGUAUGGACUUCGUUCCUGAUGUUUCUGCCAUUAGGACUGAUCAUAUUGAGGUUGAUAAGGAAACCCUAGACAUGCUUGCUGCUCUUGGUAUGUCCGAGAUUCCUGGUGUUGUUCAGGUUGAUCCAGUUCCCGUUCAGCAGAUCCCGUUCGGUCGUGGUGCUGGUGCUGCUGGAGGUGCUGGAAGGAGGUUUUAAUUUGUUUAAAUUUUUGAUUAAUUUUUGUCAUGUUAAAGACUUUUAGAUUUGUUUUAAUUUUGAAAAAUGUUAUGUUCUGUUAUGAUUAAACUUGUUUAAGUUAUUGUAAUGGAAUCUAUAUUUUUGAAUGAUUUUGUUUAAGUUUACUCUCAUAUGGAAGAAUGAUGAUACUGAUA
This is a messenger RNA of Medicago truncatula (barrel medic), 699 nucleotides long. RefSeq names its product 40S ribosomal protein S17. Bases 89 to 523 code for a protein of 144 amino acids. Gene Ontology annotation, biological process: translation. The record is from RefSeq and is a predicted model, not a curated record. Gene Ontology annotation, cellular component: ribosome. NCBI's taxonomy places the organism in Eukaryota, Viridiplantae, Streptophyta, Magnoliopsida, Fabales, Fabaceae. The transcript has a single exon. Gene Ontology annotation, molecular function: structural constituent of ribosome.